AUGCUUUGGAUCGUGACGUCUCUAGCCCGCGACAGCUCAGGCGGCAGUUUGUUUUGGUGUCUGAAUGAGAUAUUGUAUUUUCCCAAUUUUUUUUUAUCAAUUCAAGCUGAAUUAAAAUGAUUCAUGAGCUGUUGCUAGCGUUAAGCGGAUACCCGGGGACCAUUUUCACAUGGAACAAACGCACAGGUUUGCAGGUGUCCCAGGACCUGCCUUUCCUUCACCCCAGUGAGACCAGUGUCCUCAACCGGAUCUGUAAACUGGGCUCAGAUUACAUACGCUUUACAGAGUUCAUAGAACAACACACUGGCCAUGUGCAUCAACAAGAACAUCACACGAACCAGCCCAACCAGACUGGACUUCAUGGAAUUUACUUGCGGGCUUUCUGCACAGGGCUGGACUCUAUGCUGCAGCCGUACAGACAGACCCUGCUGGACCUUGAACAAGAGUUCCUUGGAGAUCCACAUCUGACAAUAUCCCAUGUGAAUUAUAAGCUUGACCAGUUCCAGUUGUUGUUUCCCUCAGUGAUGGUGGUGGUAGAAACUAUCAAAUCACAGAAGAUCCAUGGCUGUCAGAUCCUGGAGACGGUGUACAAGCACAGCUGUGGGGGUCUUCCUCCUGUACGCAUGGCCUUAGAGAAGAUUCUUGCAGUGUGCCACGGUGUGAUGUACAAGCAGCUGGCAGCUUGGAUGUUGCACGGGUUGCUGCUGGACCAAAGCGAGGAGUUUUUCGUGAAACAGGGGCCCAGCGCUGGAGGAGCUGCUGCCAACCAGGAGGAGGAGGAGGAGGACCUGGGACUGGGAGGCCUGAGCGGGAAACAGCUCAGAGAACUACAGGACCUGAGGCUGAUUGAGGAGGAGAACAUGUUGGCUCCAUCUCUGCAGCAGUUCUCCCUGCGAACAGAGAUGUUGCCUUCUUACAUUCCCAUCCGAGUUGCUGAGAAGAUCCUUUUUGUGGGAGAGUCUGUCCAGAUGUUUGAAAACCACAACCACAGCCCAUCUCGAGCUGGCUCCAUACUGAAGCAUCAGGAGGACAUAUUUGCUGCUGAGCUGCACAAACUCAAACAGCAGCCUCUUUUCAGCCUGGUGGAUUUUGAAAACCUCAUCGAUCGCAUCAGGAGCACAGUGGCGGAGCAUCUCUGGACUUUGAUGGUGGAGGAGUCGGACCUGCUUGAACAACUCAAGAUCAUUAAAGAUUUCUACUUGCUGGGUCGUGGGGAGCUCUACCAGGUUUUUAUUGACCUUGCCCAGCACAUGCUGAAGACGCCCCCAACAGCCGUCACUGAGCACGAUGUAAAUGUGGCGUUUCAGCAGGCAGCUCAUAAGGUGCUACUGGACGACGACAACCUCCUGCCUCUGCUGCACCUCACUGUGGACUACCAGGGCAAAGACAACAAAGAGGGGUCAGGCCCCAGAGACGGAGCCACUCCCCCACAGGACACCUCCCCUCGUGAGAUCCCUCCCACAGGCUGGGCGGCUCUCGGCCUCACCUACAAGGUCCAGUGGCCGCUGCACAUCCUCUUCACCCCUGCUGUCUUGGAGAAGUACAACGUGGUGUUCAGGUACCUGCUGAGCGUGCGGCGGGUGCAGUCGCAGCUGCAGCACUGCUGGGCUCUACAGAUGCAGAGGAAACACCUCAAGUCCAGCCAGACAGAUGCUGUUAAGUGGAGACUACGCAACCAUAUGGCGUUCUUGAUCGACAACCUGCAGUACUACUUACAGGUGGACGUCCUGGAGUCUCAGUUCUCUCAGCUGCUUCAGCUGAUCAACUCCACCAGAGACUUUGAGAGCAUCAGACUGGCCCACGACCAUUUCCUCAGUAACCUGCUCGCCCAGUCCUUCAUCCUCCUGAAGCCGGUGUUCCACUGUCUGAAUGAGAUCCUGGAGCUGUGCCAUAACUUCUGCUCACUGGUCAGUCAGACUGUGGCUUCUCUAGAUGAGAGGGGGACGGCUCAGCUUGACAUCCUGGUCAAGGGCUUCAGACGGCAAUCGUCCUUACUGUUCAAAAUCCUGUCAAGUGUGAGGAAUCAUCAGAUAAACUCUGACCUGGCUCAGCUGUUACUGCGACUGGACUACAACAAGUACUACACACAGGCUGGAGGCACCCUGGGCAGCGUUUAAAAGCAAAAAGGAUCAAGGUUUGCAGAUAAGUCAUCUGUGCCAAACUUUCACACUGGACAGAAGAAAAUAUUGUACAUAACUCCCUCCAGUCUUCUCCGUGUUAAUGUGGCAUGUCUGUUAAAAUUAUCUUUAGAAGGAUCAGUUCAUCCAAAAUUAUGAAAUCACAUUUCCUCAAUCUCUUCUAGUGGCAUCUGACUGUGCAUCCUUUUUAUUUUAGAUGAUCAAACAUCACCUCGAUACAACAGGAGGAAGAAGAGAGAACAGCCAGAAUUAGAUUUUUUUUU
Molecule: messenger RNA, 2401 nt
Organism: Seriola aureovittata
Lineage: Eukaryota; Metazoa; Chordata; Actinopteri; Carangiformes; Carangidae
Gene: tubgcp4
Product: tubulin, gamma complex associated protein 4
Exons: 18
Coding region: 117-2117 (666 amino acids)
Biological process (GO): cytoplasmic microtubule organization; meiotic cell cycle; mitotic cell cycle
Cellular component (GO): spindle pole; equatorial microtubule organizing center; centrosome
Molecular function (GO): gamma-tubulin binding; microtubule minus-end binding
Source: RefSeq, a predicted model, not a curated record